CAGGUCUUAAGACUGGCCCUCAAAGUGGGGAUUCUCUAUUAUGGGGGACACCUAGUCACUCAAGGGAAUCUGACCAGUGGGGCUCUUGUUACCUUUGUCCUGUACGAGAAGGAGCUUUCUGAAGUAGUGCAGGUCUUCCUUUCUUCUUGCCCCCGUGUGCAAAAAGCCAUAGGUUCAUCACAGAAGGCUUUUGAGUAUAUGGACCGGACACCCCAAAUCAUGCCCUCGGGGACUUUGGCACCCACACAUUUAAGAGGACACAUGAUGCUUCAGAAUGUCUCAUUCUUCUACCCCAACAGUGGCAAUUCUCUGGUGCUGAAGGGAGUGUCUCUAGAGCUGCUCCCUGGUAGGGUGACUGCCCUGGUGGGCCCCUCGGGGUCCGGGAAGAGCACGGUGGUGGCUUUGCUCCAAAGGUUCUACGAGCCUCAGCAAGGGCGGGUGCUGCUGGACCACCUAGAGCUGAGCGACUAUGACCAUCACUUCCUGCACCGAAAAGUCGUGGUGGUGAGCCAGAAUCCAGUCCUCUUUGCCCGAUCCUUGCAUGCAAACAUUGUGUACGGCUUGGAGGAGCAGAGUCAGGAGAAGGUGGUCCAGGCUAGUCAGCGAGCGGGAGUUGAUCGAUUCAUCUCCAGAAUGAACCACGGCUACGAUACAGAUGCUGGGGAAGCAGGGGGCCAGAUUUCGGGGGGGCAGAAGCAAGGGAUAGCUCUUGCCCGGGCUUUGAUCCGAGACCCCAGAGUGCUGGUUCUGGAUGAUGCCACCAGUGCCCUGGACACAGAGAGUCAGCAGCAGCUGGAGGAAGAAAUCUACAACGGAGCAGCUCGCCGCACACGCUCCGUUCUCCUGAUCUCGCACCGGCUUCGCAGCGUGGAGCGGGCUGAUCGCAUCCUGGUCAUGGAAGAUGGGGAGAUUUGUGAGGAGGGGACUUACGAGGAGCUGGUGCAGAAGAAGGGACUCUACUGGCAGCUCUUGCAGAAGCAGCAGAAUGGGGCAGAGGGGGGUAGCAACGGCAUCCUCAAUGGGAACAGUAGGCAUCAAGAAAAACUUAACCAGCUCCGGGGGGUGGGAAGGAUGCGGAAAAGCAGAGGACCCCGUAUUCUCCCCUCCAUCGAGCUCAGCUGCAUGGCUAAGGCCUGCAGCAGCCAUUCCCAGAUGCGUCAGACCAGCCCUGUCCCCGAGGACGGCGGGGAGAGCGCCCGUCCCCCGGGCAAGCUAGCCCGCCUCGGUUCGGGCGUCCUCCUAGCGGGCCUCUCCAGGGGCCCCUUUGCCCGGCCCCGGCGUGGGGCGCGGGAAGGCGAAGCCCCGGGCAGGAGGCAGGCGCCGCCGUCGCUUGCUCUGCGCCGGGGAGGGAGAGGCGGCGAGGGCGCCCCUGGGUGUCUGCGGACGGCCCUCCGGCGCCCGGGACGGGACUCUGCCGCGAGCAGCGGCGGCCGCGGCCGCGUCCCCGCUUUCCGGGCGCGGGAGCCCCAGACCGCUGUGCCCCCGGGCAUUCAGGUGAGGGCGCGGGGGCCCGGCGAAAGAUGGAGGGGUGGGCGCGCCCAGGGACUAGCUUUUGAGAAGCGCGACGAGGUGCACCUGAGCAUAUGCAAAGUGCUUUCCCACCUCGCCCACCUCGCCGCAUCGUUUGGCCUGCUUCCCAGGAGAGCCCACCAAAUCCCUGAAGACCGAGGCGAGGGGAGGCGAGCGUAUCGCAGGAAGGAAGACGGCUGGAUCCAGGUUGGACGGACGGACACCAGCAACCUGCUCCACCAGUAUUCGGAGGCCAAGGAGCGAGACAGGCAGGUGGCCACAGCAGCGACCCCCAAAGCGGAACGCGGGCGCCCUCUGGCGGUCACAGUGGAGGAGGAGGAGGAGGAGGAGGAGGGGGAUGGAAAACGGGAGUUCCCGUCUGAAAUCGAAAGCACAAGUGCCGCGCUGGGGAUUUUGACUCCGCGGAGCCAGCGGCAGCGAUCUUUUGUGGGAGAGAGAUCCCGGCCCGGGCGGAAAGAGGCAUUGAGAUCGAGAAGGACCAAGCGCUCGCGAUCUGAAGGACUUUCCCGGCCGCAGCAGGAAGCCCGGCUGCUCAUAGCCGUCAGCAAGAUGCUGGUCCCUGCUGUGUUCCAGGCUGCCCCCCUGAUUCUCUGUGACCGAAUCCUACUCUCCUCCCUGGAUGGAUGGUGCCCCUUCCUGGCCCCCCUGGGGGUCCCAGCAGCUUGGCUGGAGGCUGCCCUACGCCUGCUGGUCCUCUGGGGGCUCAGGGGCCUGCUCUCUGUGGGUCGCUCCUCCCUGAUGCCCUCUUCCACUGUGGCUGCUGUCAGCAUCCUGCCCCCUCUGUACCUGUUGGUGGGACACUGGCUUGGAAACCCUCCCCUCCUGCUCUCUUCGGCCCCUUGGUCCUGGUGGCUGGUGAGCUACGGGGCGGUGGGUUUCUCCCACUUUCUCUGGGGGAUCCUGGUGGAAGGACGAAGCCCAGAAGAAUCCCAGAGAGAAGACAAAGCCACCCUUGGGAAGUUGCUGAGCCUUUUCUGUCCGGACAAGCUGUAUCUCGCUGGCGCUUUCUUGUUCCUCAUCCUGGCAGUGAUUGGUGAAACGUUUCUGCCCUAUUACAUCGGGUGUUUGAUUGACAUCCUGGGCACUAAAUAUGACCCGGAAGCCUUUUCUGCAGCCAUCUUUCGUCUCUGCCUGGUCUCAUUUUUAAGUUCCGCAUUUGCCAGCUGCCGUGGGGGGCUCUUCACAUUCAUCAUCUCCCGGAUGAUCAUCCGGACUCGUAACCUGCUCUUCUCUUCUCUGGUGCGGCAGGACCUGGCCUUCUUCCAGGAGGUGAAAACAGGGGUGCUGGCCUCCCGCCUCUCUGAAGACAUAGUGAAGAUGAGUGAGUCAGUGCCAUUGAACGCCAACAUCUUCCUGCGCAGCCUGAUCAAGGCCGUCGGGCUCUACGGAUUCAUGCUUGGCCUGUCCUGGCACCUGACGCUGCUGGUGCUGGUCGAGACCCCAUUCAAGAUGGCCAUCCAGAAGGUCUAUGAUGCCCGUCGCAAGGCUUUGCUGAAGGCGAUCCAGGACUCAAUGGCGUGCUCAAAGGAGGUGGUACGUGAGGCAGUCUUUUCUGUGGAGAUGGUGCGCAGCUUUGCCACUGAGCAGAAGGAGUCACAGCGCUACGAGGCAUCCUUGGAGGAGAUCUGCCGGCUGAGGAACCAGAGGGACUUGGAAACAGCUGUUCAUCUGAUCAUCAUACGGCUCUUCCGGUUGAGCCUGACCCUGAUCCUGCUCUACUGUGGGUACCAGCAGAUCUGUGCUGGCCUCAUGACCAAAGGAAACUUGGUCUCCUUCAUUCUCUACCAUGCAGAUGCAGAGCAGUACGUGGAGAACGUGAUCAGGAUGUAUGGGGAUGUCUUGAGCAACGUGGGAGCUGCAGAGAAAGUCUUUGAAUACCUUGACCGGGAGCCGUCCAUCCGCACAGAAGGGAUGUUGUCUCCGGAAUUCCUCCAGGGACGCAUCUCCUUCCAGAAUGUUUCCUUCUGCUAUCCCUCUCGCCCCAAUAUCCAAGUCCUGAAGAAUGUCUCCUUUGAGCUCUGCCCUGGAAAAGUGACGGCGCUGGUGGGCCUGAAUGGCAGCGGGAAGAGCAGCUGCGUCAACCUCCUGGAGCACUUCUACGAGCCCCCGUCCGGGGAGGUCCUGCUGGACGGAGUCCCGGUCAGGGAGUAUGGGCACAAGUAUUUCCACAGGCAGGUGGCACUGGUGGGCCAGGAGCCCGUCCUGUUCUCUGGAUCCGUCUGGGAGAAUAUCACCUACGGCCUGCAAGGCUGCAGCGAGGAAGACGUGAGGAGAGCAGCCGAGGAAGCGGAUGCCUUGGGAUUCAUCCGUGAGCUGGAAGGAGGUUUUGUGGCAGACGUGGGGGAGAACGGGGAGCUGCUCUCCGUUGGGCAGAAGCAACGGCUGGCCAUCGCCCGGGCCCUGAUCCGCAACCCCAAGGUCUUGGUGCUGGACGAAGCCACGAGCGCCCUGGACCCCAACAGUGAAGCCGCAAUCCAGCAGUCUAUACGGAACGGCCAGGGCCGGACGGUGCUGGUGAUUGCUCAUCGGAUGCAGACGGUGGAGAAUGCAGACAAGAUCGUGGUGCUAGAAGGCGGGGAGGUUGUGGAGGAGGGGACCCACGCCAAGCUGAUGGGCCAGAGGGGCCCCUACUACAGUCUGGUGGAAAGGACCCCGGUGGAGUGACUUCUGGAGCUGCAAUGGAGGAGAUGCUCAGCCACAGGAUCAGUCGCUCUUGUAGAUGCCAAAUGCAUGAUUGGCCAGGGAGGUGGACAACAGCGCCCUCCUGUGGAAAGAGGGUGACCCAAGAGGAGAACGUGGCCUGUCUAGCAGCUCUCAGGCAGUCAAGAGUUGCUGAAUUGCAGCCAUUUGCAGGGAGUGGUUGUCCUUCCCAUCGUGACAUAAUUCUUGUGGGGUUAAGUAGCAACUUGGGCACUGGAAACUCCACUGUGGAAGGUGUAAAAUCCUGUUUCAAGCAACUCUCUUGUUUGGUAAAUGCACAAAUACUCCAUUUUUUCACUUUGUUUAAAUGAGCAUGUGAGAACUUUAUAUAGAACCUGCUCUUUUAUUAAAUAUUUUGAUAAUGAUUGCAGCAGAUUGGCCUCUUCUUUAUUUCAUAAAAGAAAGUCUCUGUGUGA
Messenger RNA from Candoia aspera, 4646 nucleotides. RefSeq names its product antigen peptide transporter 2-like. Gene Ontology annotation, cellular component: TAP complex; endoplasmic reticulum membrane; mitochondrial inner membrane. Lineage: Eukaryota; Metazoa; Chordata; Lepidosauria; Squamata; Candoiidae. Bases 199 to 4194 code for a protein of 1331 amino acids. The transcript has 23 exons. Gene Ontology annotation, molecular function: MHC protein binding; ATP hydrolysis activity; ABC-type oligopeptide transporter activity. Gene Ontology annotation, biological process: antigen processing and presentation of endogenous peptide antigen via MHC class I; oligopeptide export from mitochondrion. The record is from RefSeq and is a predicted model, not a curated record.